Molecule: messenger RNA, 825 nt
Organism: Exophiala mesophila
Lineage: Eukaryota; Fungi; Ascomycota; Eurotiomycetes; Chaetothyriales; Herpotrichiellaceae
Exons: 1
Coding region: 1-825 (274 amino acids)
Molecular function (GO): N,N-dimethylaniline monooxygenase activity; NADP binding; flavin adenine dinucleotide binding
Source: RefSeq, a predicted model, not a curated record
AUGGACACCCAAAAAGGUGCUGUCGAAGAACUUGACGCUCUCAUUGUGGGCGCUGGCUUUGGUGGGGUCUAUCAGCUUCGGCGCCUGCGUCAGGAAGGAUACAAGACGAAGUUGGUUGACACUGCAACUGAUUACGGAGGAGUAUGGCAUUGGAAUCGGUAUCCUGGAGCGCGAGUGGACAGCACCAUUCCUCACUACGAGUUCUCAGAUCCGGAACUCUGGCGUUCGUGGUCUUGGACUCAGAGGUUUCCAGGCUCGGCAGAACUCCGCGAGUAUUUCAGUUUCGUUGCCGAUAAAUGGGACUUGCGCAAGGACACCUACUUCAACACACGUGUCACGGCUGCAGAAUGGAACGAAGAAGCAGGGAACUGGUUGGUGACUACUGCCGGCGGAAAGCAAUUUCGGGCCAAGUACUUUCUGUUGAACACAGGCUUCGCAGCCAAACGACACAUUCCAGAUUGGAAAGGCAUUGACAAGUUCCGAGGCACUUGGGUCCAUCCGUCAUACUGGCCAAAGGAUGAACCCGACCUCAAAGGAAAAAGAGUCGCCGUCAUUGGAACUGGUUCGACAGGUAUCCAACUUUGUCAAGAACUCAGCCAGGUGGCUGGUGAAUUCGUCCUCUUCCAACGAACUCCAAAUCUGGCUCUGCCCAUGAAACAGGUUGAAUACGUCGGCGACGAGCAAGCUUUUUCAAAAGAAAAAUAUACCAAGCUGUUUGCCGAGAGAUCUCAGAGCUGGUGGCUUUUCGUUCAGCUUUCUUCCUCGGGCCACUUUCGACGAUACACCGGAGCAAAGGCGAGCGACUUUCCAGCAACUGUGGGAUGA